AUGAUAUCAACUUCAAUUUGUUCUACAUCUGACUAUUAUUCAAGUAGUGAUAUUGAAUAUGAUGAUGUUGAUGAUGAUGUCGUCAAAGCUGCUCCACAACAUUUUUCUUCAAUAAAAGAAACAAAUCUUAUUCUUCAAACACUUCUUCAACAUCAGCAUGUAUCAUCUUUAAUUUCUUCUACAAUUAAAAGUCAACAAUCAAUGAGAUUAUUCAAGUUAGUUCAAGAAAAUCAUUUAUCUAAUGAAAUCUUCAUUCGAGCUAAUGCUAUUCUUCACAAAUUUCUUCUUUCAAUAUGUACAAAUGAAAUAGAUGAAUCAAUUCUUAUUGCUUGUUUAUCUUUGGCAACAAAACUAAAUGAACAUUCUACUCAUUCGAAUAUAACUCUUUUUAAUAGUAGCUCAUUAAUAACGAAUGAAACCUUGAUAUGCAAUAAACUUGAUUGGGAUAUUGAUAUACUAACACCAAUAAAUUAUGUCGAAGCAAUUCUAUUACAUGUGUUGAAUUAUUCAAUAAAAGAUCGUCUGCGACAAUUGACUUAUGAAUUAAUUGUGCUAUGUUUAACUGGUUAUUUUUGGGUAUUUACUGAUUCACAUAUUGAUGUUCUUUAUCGAAAUGAUGGUGAUCCAACUACUCGUUGUCGUAAUGUAUCAGUAACUAAUAUGACAAAAACAAAUCGAAAAUUUGGUCAUUUUGAUUGUGAUACACCAAGAGAAUUAUUAAUAUCAACAUUAUCUGCUGCAAAGAAAAUUGAUUCAAAUAUUGAUUUUAUUAUUUGGCUUGGUGAUGCAACAAGUCAUCUAGCGCAUAGUAGUGAUACUAUUCUAACUGUUAAUCAAUACUUUUCUCAAGAAUUACGAAAACAUUUUCGAAAAACUCUUGUUAUACCUGUUUUAGGAAAUCAUGAUGUUGUCUUAAAAACAAAUCGAUCAACACGUUUUAUACAAUUUUAUAAUGAAACAAAAUAUAAUUUGUUAUUAAAUGAUAAUGAUGCACUUCGAACAUUUUUAAAAGGUGGUUAUUAUUCAUUAAACUUUCGACCCUUAAAAAAUAAACCACAAACAGUUUUACGUUUUAUUGCACUUAAUACCGCAAUGUUUCAACCACAAUAUAUGGAUUAUUUUGAUUCAAAUGAACCUAAUGAACAAAUUGAGUGGUUUAAUAAAACGAUGUUUGAGGCGCAUAAUCUCAAUGAUCGUAUAUUACUUUUAGCUCAUGUACCAUUUGGUAUAAAUGAAAAUUUACUAUAUAAAUUUUAUCAUAUAAAAUAUGAACAAAAGCUUUUAUCUAUAAUUAAUCAAUAUUCAUCAAAUAUAAUAAUAUGCUUAAGUGCUCAUCGUCAUCAAGACUUAUUUCGUGUUUAUUCAUCAUUAAAUAUAACGAUGGGCAUUAUUGGACAUCCAUCUAUUAGUCCUAUUGGUUAUUUAAGUCAACCAUCGAUUCGAAAAUACUCAUAUGAUAGAAAAUCACUCAUAUUAACUGAUUACGAACAAUAUUCAUUAAAUCUACAUGCAGCUGAACGUACACAAAAAGACCAAUGGACAUUUUCUUAUAGAUUUUCAUCAUGGUAUCAUCAAUCGAAAGAACUUACAUCAAAAAAUUUAUUGCAACUGAUUUAUUUAAUACGAACAAAUUCUUUUUAUUUAAAACGUUUUCUAUUAACAAAACAUUAUACAGAAAAGAUAGUUUUAACAAAUCAUCGAAUAGUUCAAACAUUAUGUGCAUUAACACUCUUCAAUUUUGAUGAAUUUAUGUCAUGUACAAGAGUAUUAGAAAAAAAAGGUGUUCAAUAUGAUAAUAUAGCUUUUAAUAAUUCAUUAGAAAGCAAGUCUCAUACAGAUGAAACAAAAAAAUUUUGGCAUGAAAAAAUGAAACACUUAUUUCAUCUCUAUGAUGUUGAUAGAGAUGGUUCAAUAACUCCAAUCGAUUUUGAGAUUCUUGCUGAUAAACUUUCAACACUUGUCGGACAAGAUGAUGUGAAACGACGUGAAGACUAUGCAAAUGCAAGAAAAACUCUGUGUCAAGAAAUCAUGAGAGCAGAUGCUAAUCUAGAUGGAAAAGUAACAUUAGAAGAGUGGCUUAAUUUUCAUGAAAAUCUUGCUAAUGAAUUACGUAAACCUGAUACAAAUCCGGAAGUAUUAGAACAAAUAUCUCAACGUAUAAAUACAGCAUUUAAUAUGCUUGAUCUGAAUCAUGAUGGUUAUAUAGCAAUUGAUGAAUGGAUAAAAACUUGUGAAUUUUUUGGUGUUGAUGAAAAAACAGCAGAAAAAUCUUUUCAUCAAAUAACGAAGCAAGAUAAACUUGAAGAAGAUAGAGCUAAACAAUUAUUUGUUGAAUAUCUAAAAACAGAUGAUCCAAAUCAUAUAUCAAAUUGUUGUUUGUGUUUUCUUUGA
Rotaria sp. Silwood1 is the source of this 2391-nucleotide messenger RNA. The record is from the annotation of a GenBank genome assembly. Lineage: Eukaryota; Metazoa; Rotifera; Eurotatoria; Philodinida; Philodinidae.